AUGUCGGAGAAGCGAAAUAUACGAGAUCACAAACGUCGAUUUCUCGCGGCUAAAUAUGAAUUGAGACGAAAGCUUUUUAAAGCCUUUUGUAAAGAUUUCCUAGUGAUAUGCGGGACAAACAUCGUUAUAAGCCGCCCUCGUUCCGUAUAUGAGUUCUUUCAAAUUUAUCGUAUCGUUUUUCGCAUCUCGAUGGGCAUAAAGAAAUCGUCUUGGUAG
Malus domestica (apple) is the source of this 216-nucleotide messenger RNA. The record is from the annotation of a RefSeq genome assembly. Lineage: Eukaryota; Viridiplantae; Streptophyta; Magnoliopsida; Rosales; Rosaceae.